AAAUGGUACGGAACCCUUCAAGGGCGAGUCUGACUCGCACUUGGCCGCUUUUUAUUCUUAAAGCCACAGAUAAAAAUAUAAAAUAAUUUUUAAGGAGUGCUAGUUUUGGAAAUAUUUUUUUUCUAUGUUGUAUAGCCGGUGAAACAAGUUUGUCAGAAGAAAAAGGCGCGAAAUUCAGAUUUUCUAUGGGACGAUAACCUUUCGCGCCUAGAUUUUUUAAAUAAGCCGCUUUUCUACUGACGGAAAUGGCUUGACAGACUAUAAUACAGAUGGCACUAAAAUUGUUUUAUCUUUUUUCAGGCGGCUAACGUAACUUAUUUGCUGAAAUCAUCUGAAAUGUUGCUAGCUAUGAUUUGUCAACUUUUUACUAGUAUCAAGUAAAAAAAAUAAAAACCGGUAAUGUAUCGUAUAAAACCUGACAUCACAUAUAUUGGACAUCACUAAUUAUGAUGGCCGCACGUCGUCCGUCGGCAGCUGUCACUGACAAAUUCGUCUGCUUCGUGUAAAUUUGUGUGAUGAACAAGUUUAGAAUUUUUUAUUUCUUGCAUAAAUAUGGUGUACAUUAACAGAUAAUGGAUCGUCUGAUUGCCUACUUUACUGUUAACUUAAUAAAUUGUGUAUAAGCUAACUAAACUGUGUUGUUUUUGAUAUAAUGGAGGAUCUCAAUUUGACAGAAACCGAAAUGAGAUAUUUCGGUGAUUUGUUUUUAUGUUGUGACGAGGAAUCGAAUGGGAAAAUACCAAUUUUGAAAGCAACGGAACUAUUUAGAUCAUCUAAUGUACCUAACGAUAUCCUAAAACAGAUCAUGGAUAUAAGCGUGGCACCUAGUAACUCAGCAUCGCUGAAUCAUAUGAACAGAAAACAGUUUUAUUCUACUUUAAAAUUAAUAGCAGCUCAUCAAACAAAUGUAGCAUUGAAGCCUGAACUUCUGUCCACUCCCCUGGAUCUGCCCCUGCCAAGGUUUACGUGGGCACUUAAUUCCGAGGCUAGCGCAGACUUAAUACAAUUAUCUAAUUCACCUAAGGAACAACAUAUCCCUAAGAGAGAAAGGAAUUUUACCAGUAACAUUGGAUCAUAUGAACCCAUAAGAUUACAGUCCAAUUUGUCUGAUAGUGAUGUGCCACAAACCCUGUCUCAUGAUAACACGGAAGCUCUAAGCACUGACUCGGAAAUGGAGUCUGAAACAAUGUCACAGAGGUCAGAUACACAUGGGCGACGAGGUAAAAACGGAUCACCAUGGAGCACAGCCAGUGAAAGUCCGACACCAACCAACAGUGUAGCGGAGCGGGUGCAUCCAGUGUGGGAGCACAGCGCCACCGGCCGCGGUGUGUGGCCCGCCAACACUGGCGAGGAACAUACUAGGCUAUUGGGCACGGAGGAGGAAUCAUCCGACCGACAUUCAUCCGAAGAAGAAGGCGAGCCAGAAGGAGAAGAGGCGACGAGCGACGCCUGGGGCAUCAGCAACGAACAAGCGCAGCAUUAUGCUUCCCAGUUUGCGCAGCUGCGGCCUGAGCGCGGGCUGCUGUCCGGCCACACUGCCAGGUUGUUCUUCGAAAAAUCCCGACUAUCCGUGCCAGACCUACGCAAGAUAUGGCAACUGUCCGACAUCAACAAGGACGGCAUGCUUUCCUUGGAAGAGUUUAGCAUCGCCAUGCACCUAAUAGUCCUGCGGCGUGCCGGAGCGCCCGUCCCCUCCACCCUGCCCCCCGCCCUGGCCCCCAAAGGAGACCCAAGGUAUUCCCAACCUACUACAGAUCUAGUAGACCUAGGGGCCGACAUGUUCGGGUCCGGGACCUCCGCCGAUUUUAACUUCGCGCCUAAAACCGAAGCUCCCGAUCCGUACGAAGCGAAACCGAAACCCGACGACCGCGGGCCCUCCCUCACCCCGCCGAAACCCGAUCCGCAAGUGAACAAUAAAGAGUGGACGAAGUUCGUCGACUCGCCGACUUCGAGCGUCUCGAGCCCCGGCCCUAAACCGGUAAACUUCGACUUCCACAAGUCCGCCCUAGAGCGGGAUCCGAAGAUAUAUCACCCGGUCGCGUUAAGAGUGACUCCGGACGUAACACUACCCCACGGAGAGGAGCUCCGAUCGAGCACUUCACCCAGGCGGGACGACUUCGCCCACGCUUUUGAGUUAGCGAGUCCGAAGCGGUUGAAUCCACCGGCCGAACCCGCGCCCAACGGAGCGCCACAAGAAAUCAAAUCGAUCCAGCGCCCGCAGCCGAAGAAGCCCCUAAAAAGCGCCGGAGCCCUGCCGCCGCCGCCGGCGCGCGAGUCGUCGGUGCACGCGGACGAGGGCCCGUCGUCGCUGCAGUACGCGCCCAAGAAGGAGCCGCCGCCGCCGCCGCCGCCGCGCCCGCUGCGCCACCACGCGCGCUCCAGCUCGCUCGACCUCAACCGCUUCAAGGCCGCGCCCGCGCCGCCGCCGCAGCCGCCGCCGCCGCCGCGCCUGUCGCCGGCCGCCGCCUCGCCGCCCCAGCGCCGCCUCCUCAACCAGCGCAGCGAGGGCGAGCCCGCGUUCCCGCCCGACGCCUUCGCCCCGAGGGGGGACUACGACGGCGAGGGCUUCGGCUACAAUAGAGAGGACGCCCCGAAGAUGCACGGCGCGUUCGAGGUGUACCGGAAACCUAGCCGGGAGGGCUCGGUGGGGGCGGAGGAGCCGAGCGUGCGAGCGUUGCAGGAGCAGAAUGCGGUGUUACACCGCGUGUGCCGCGCGCUGUGUGCCGAGCUGGCCGACGUGGCGCGCGAGCGGGAGCAGCUGCGAGUGCGCCUGCAGCCCCGCGACGCCGUGUAGCCGGCCGCGGGGGGCGCGCGCGCCCGCCGGUGACACCCCUGACGUGGGCGAUGGCUGAGCUACGAGACCGACGUACGUUGCAAUUUACCGUUUAAAUAUAUUCCUAUUUCGAAGUACACGUUGUCUAUGGGGUAAAUUUGAAGUGUACAUUUUUAAAUCACUAAUCGGGCAACGAUUGGUGAUUAUCGCAAAAAAAAUAUCUAAAGACACCGGCUGCGUGUGCGUAAAUGUGCACGUGCGCGUGGUGUGGAGUUUCUCGUAAGGAUCCGUAUAUUACAACGCGCACGUCUACGCACAGUCGCACACGCAUUCGGUAUGCACAGGCCUUUUUUGAAUGAUAUCUUUGGUAUAAAUUUGGAUAAGUUCAUGUGUAAGAUGCUGCGAUCGGCCAGUGUCACGAAGCCAUAAGAAAGAUUUACGCUUACAUCGCAUACUGCUUAUGGAUCGUUUUUACUUGAUAGACUGUAUAAAAGUCAAUAGUCCUGGCUAGCUACCUAUCCUGUUUUAAGAUUAUACACGUUUUAAAAGUGCCUAGUUUUAAUAAACGUUUAAUGUAUUAAAAAGGGCAAAUUUCUACAUAUUUUUUUACGAUACCUGCGUUUGAUCGAUACAUAUUUAUAUUGCUACGUUGAAUCGACAGAACGCUUGAAUACUUUUAUAAUAAUAUUUAAAGGACAUUUUAUAACAGGAUAGGUGGCCCGGCAAGCGGUCGAAAACCCUGCUACGCGAAGUAAAGCUAAAAAGCUAUCAUGUAUUUACCAUGAACAGCUAUUAUUGUAUCAAUCAUUUUGUAUUAUUUGAUGUAUGUAAUCUCAAGAAACUAUGGGAAUAUUUUUGCAUUUUACUUAUUGUAUCCCAGUCACGUAUAUCGAUAGCUCGAAAUAUCGAUAAUUUAGAAUAGUUUUCGUUAUCUCAUCGAGACAAAAACAAAAUUGAUUCCAUUCCUAAUAAUUUUAAAUUGUAUAGCGGAGAUAAUCGAUAUGUAUUCGAUUACAUUUUGAACAAUAUAUCGGCAAAUUUUACCCGAUACUCAUUUGCUUCGGCAUGUAAGUAGCUUUAAGAGGCUGUAUACUUGAAUCACACAUUUUUCUCCAUUUAAGUCCCAUAUAGUAUAAAUUAUGUUAAUAUAAAUAUAUGGAUAUUUUAUACUCUGGCGGCUUAUAUUAAUCUCAAAAGUGAAAAUGAUCCUUGACUAACCUAGUAAUUUAUGUAUAAUAUGAUAACUAACUAUCAUUAUUAGUCACAAACCUAACGUCAGUAUAUGUUUUAUUUUAUAAAUUAUGUAAGACUUAAUACAUUUAAUUGCAUAUCUGGCUAGUUUAUAUGUAUAAGUGAUUUCAAGAUACAUUGAUUGAGUAAGAUGCAUAAAAUCCAAGACAAUUUCGUGCUUCGAAUUUGACAAGUAAACGAGAUGGCGCUGUACAGCUCCAUACAUUUUGCGGUAACUCUGAUUGUCAAUAGUUGACGUUUGACAAUUCAGUGACCGCAAAAUAUAUGGCGCAGUACAGCGCCAUCUGUUUUCGAUGUCAAACUAAGGGGCACGUUUUUUUCUUAGACUUUACCUCGCUAUUGCAAUCAAUUCUCUUUGGUGCUAUACAGUUCGCACACGAAGUUUGAAGAAGCAAAAUGAAGCUCCCCUACGCCCUAGGGCCUAAUGCACUCCCGCUUUUCAAGAAACGAAUCCACGCUUUUCGUGCUCGAACUGUAUUGUAUACCGCACGAACAACCUAUUAGAAUAUAAUAUUAUGGUAUACAUGCGAUUUAAGAAUGAAUUAGUUUACCAUUUUGCUUUGAAUACAUAUUUGGUCUUAACAAAGUAAUAUUCUUCUUAUUUAUUCUGUGUAUGAUUAUAUCGAUGUCACAGUUGACUGACAAUUAUUUUCUAGACCUUAUUACAAAUACAUAAAGCCUUGCCUCUCGUGUGCCGGAAUUAUUUUUAAUAGUUUCGUCGUGUCGUACAGCUGCGUUCGUGACCCACAAAUGGUCUAGCCGGAAGAUCAGCGCUGAUUUUUGAGUUAGCAUUCAUGCUGAGGCGGGACCAUUUCGUGGUAAACUAUUUAUUUAUUCUAUGUUUCUUUCUUUUGUUAUGUUGUUAUACUUUUGUAUGUUAUAGUUUAUCACGAAUAAAUGCAAUGAUUUCUGAUUUCUUAGUUUCCUCGUACGCGGUUCCGCGGAAACGACGGCUUACUGGUCAUUUUAUUGUAACAGACUUAAUAGAGUCAGCGGCAGGGAAAUAGUAUAUAUGAAUAAUUAUAUGGAGGGAGUAUUUGAUUUUGCUAACUGUAUUAACUACGUAAGGCCAACCUCGGGAGUAACUGGGUCUUUUUCUGUCACAUGUAUCUAUUGUAUCUAAAACGAAUAAUAUAAUUAAUAUAUUAUAAUUAUAUAACAAUUCCCAACCUUACUGGGUUAAAAUGGCAUGACGGUAAAAUGUUCAGUUAUAUCUCUGAUUUCAAAUGCAAUGAAGUUUAAUGACCAAGCAAAAUGUAAUUCUGUAGGUUUAAAUUACUUUCUCAUUGCUUGUUUACACUCAUUAUUACAGGUAGUUAAAACUUAAACCGCUUGCAGAGUUCCGAUAGGAAUCUUGAAUAUUAACGACAAGGAAAUCAAAUGCAAAAUUCACAACAUGUUUACUAAACCAUUUUAAUUACCACAGACUAUUCGAAUUUGGUUUUUUGGACAAAUUAAGUAUGUACUUUAAAUUUUAUUGUUAUUUGAGAUAAGUAAUAAAAUCAUAGCCAUAUGAGUAAAAAAAUAAUAAAGAUUGCUAAUUUUCAUACGAAGUUGCCUUCCUCAGGCAUAGAGUUAAUUCAAAGAAUUGUAGAUAUCCCAGUGCGAUAUAAAACAUUGGCUAUGCAAAGUUGUGAUGUGGCAGCCGCCUGAGUGGUAGGCCGUCGACUUCCGACCGAUUAUGUCAUUUAAAUUUCAAAUUUAAUUAAUUGAAAUAAAAUAAAAAUUGGCGCUUGAAGAGUUAUUGUAUGUUAUGUCAAAUAUCAUAAAAAAUUGGGUCUAUUAGAUAAAUCUUUGGCGUGUGCUGGUAUCGUUUUGACUUUCCCUAACAAUAUCCCGGUCUAACGGUGCAAAAACUCAUAAGUAGGUAUCAAUUCAAGUGCAAUCGAGAAAUUUCUAAAUCAUAAUAACUGAAUAAAUAAAUCAUAAUAAAUAUGACUUCUUGUCGAUCCAAACGUUAUUAAUUAAAAGCUUCCGCUCUUUCAUUACAGACUUGCAAACAUUUUUCAUUUAUUCGUAUCGAAACUAUAAAUAACCAACAUCUGAUAUUGAUUCAAGUAACUCUAACUAGAGUUAAAAAUUAAAUGAAUUGAAUUGAAUUAAAUGAAUGAAUUGAAUUUAGUUCAUAUUUUUGUAAUCACGAUUAUAAUAUUUUAUGAUUCAUUGAUUACAUAACGGUAGUAUUAUUCCAAAGUUUAUCAAUAUGGACCUAUAAAGCAACUCUUAAGAAUCUCUUAAAGUUGUCCCCGUUUAGGGUUUGCACUAUGGAUCCGAAAUGUAUGGGAAGAUCGCGGAUAAUUUUAUACAUUUCGGAUCCGGAUUGCAAACCCUAUCCCCGCUAGACCGAGAUUUGUCCCUAACACUUUGCAACUUAAUAUGGAUUAGCAGUCUAUUAUUUACUAUUCUCUAUGGAAUGAUCGCCAAAUUGAAAUAACAUAUCGCCUUCGUACGAGUAUGUAAUUGUGUUUAAGGUUGUGCACUAUUUGUUAUCCGUUCCUUCCGAGCAUAGCUUUAUAUUCGCGUAUUGUCUAAGUAGUGCCGGUAACUAACGCUUGCUAAAUGUAAAUCAAAUAUUAAUUCUAAGAGAAUUUUGAAGUAUUCGCAAAAAUCGUGCAUCGAGUUGGAUAAUUGAACUAGAUGAUGAUAUACGACAUGCCGGCCAUAUUUUGUGGUAACUGGAUUAUCAAACGUAAACUUUUGACUUUGUUCUCAGACUUUACAACUCUUUUAUAAUUACUAAAUCUUUGGUGAAAAUGAAGUGUUAGCAUUUACGUUGGUUUGGUGUAGUCGCUGGAUGGAUGACUAGGUUCUAGGUUUCAUUUAAACUAACAGUCUUUUUGACUUUUCGUCAAACUUCUGACAAAAGAUAAUUUUAAAGAAUACCUUAAUUGACAGUUAAAGUAGACUGUGAUGUAUGGUUACAUAAGAUUAGUGCUUGACCACCCUAGUCUAGUUAUCACAUUAUACAGCGCCAUCUCUUUAAGCUGUCACAUUUUCGGCUACAACGUUAAUAAUUAAUACUAUUUUUACUCGUCUUAGUAUUCCUUAAUCAACGCCGUACAGUAAAAUCAAACAAGUGAUUCAAGGGCUUAUUUAAUGACAAACCAAUAUUUUUUUUAAAGUAAAAUCACUUAAAAGGUCUUUCCUAAAGUAUAUAAUCAUUUUACGUAUAUACGUAUACUUUAGGGUUAAAGAUUAACUUUUAAAAUCUACUAUCGGAUGACUAGGAAUUCUCUUGGGUUGGAUUUAAAAUGCAAACAUAGUAACCUGCGUCCUAACAUUCAGCCAGCCAAAUGUAUGUUGUUCGCUAUAAGUAUGCCUAUGUCCGUACCAGUAUAUUCUUCGUAUACGGUACCAGCUGCAUUGAAGUCAUCGAGUAGUGUAGCAUCGCUUGUAUGUAUUGCAUUCCUCUGUAUAUCUUACUGUAUCGCUUAUAGCUAUUGUAUAAAUAUAUAUUAUAUAAAUAUCAACUCGCGAAGUUGUUAAAAUGUGAAUGUUGUAUAAUAUGCAUUAGUAUAGGGAUUGUAAAAAUGAACUAUCAAGAGAUCACUAAAGUUCGGCGUUUAAAUGGUUAGAGAAGAUAGAAAUGUAAGCGCCUUGGUCAGCCGAAAGUUGUUGUAAACAAGAUAUAUAUUACAAUUAUAGCGUAGUGUACAAUUUUAUUGAAUUUGUGUGAAAACGAUUUGUAUCAUAAGAUUACUGUAAAAGUAUUUAUCAUUUAUUUUAGUUUUACGGAAUGUCCCGAGCGACUCGCUCGCUUGUAAAUAUAAUUUCUCGUUCCGCGUUUUACUAUCCUCAAUAUCUGAAGCUUGAUAACCCCACUGAAAUACAUUUCGGUCCAAUUUUGAAGUACUUUUCACCAUUGUAUUUACCUAUUUAUAUGUUUCUUAAAGUUUAUACAGUAAUGCUUAAAUAUUAUUGUAGUAAAAUAUGUACAAUAAAUUUAUUUCAAAAUUU
This is a messenger RNA of Cydia pomonella (codling moth), 7981 nucleotides long. RefSeq names its product ralBP1-associated Eps domain-containing protein 1 (gene Reps). Gene Ontology annotation, biological process: endosomal transport; endocytosis. The record is from RefSeq and is a predicted model, not a curated record. The transcript is spliced from 5 exons. Gene Ontology annotation, cellular component: cytoplasm; plasma membrane. Bases 653 to 2794 code for a protein of 713 amino acids. Lineage: Eukaryota; Metazoa; Arthropoda; Insecta; Lepidoptera; Tortricidae. Gene Ontology annotation, molecular function: calcium ion binding; protein binding.